This is a messenger RNA of Aspergillus udagawae, 804 nucleotides long. RefSeq lists its product as uncharacterized. The record is from RefSeq and is a predicted model, not a curated record. Bases 1 to 804 code for a protein of 267 amino acids. Gene Ontology annotation, molecular function: oxidoreductase activity. NCBI's taxonomy places the organism in Eukaryota, Fungi, Ascomycota, Eurotiomycetes, Eurotiales, Aspergillaceae. The transcript has a single exon.
AUGACAUCCGCUACCAAAUACAGCUCCAAGUUAGUCAACCAGCGUGUUCUAAUCUUCGGUGGAACAUCCGGGAUUGGUUUCUGCGUUGCGGAAGCCGCUAUCGAGAACGGUGCCCACCUUAUCCUCUCGAGCUCGAAUACCGCCAAGCUCGAGAAAGCAGUCGCCCGACUACGUGAAGCGUACCCAUCUCAAGUAGCACAACGGCCCAUAACCACGCAAACUUGUGACCUUUCCGACACGGAGAAUCUCGACGCCAAUCUUGCAAAUCUCUUCCAAGCCGCCAGUAGUAACGGCGCCAGCAAGAUCAAUCAUGUUGUGUUCACAGCAGGUGAUGCGCUAGACUUCCCUGAGCUCGUUGACCUGACUCCCGAUCUGAUUCAGAAAAGCGGAGUCGUGCGCUUUGUCGCGCCCCUGAUGGUCGCCAAGUAUAUCCGUCAGUAUAUGGAUCUGACAACGACCAGCUCCUUCACGUUGACAGGCGGCCUGCGUGCCCACAAGCCUGCUCCUAGAUGGAGCUUAGUUUCUGGGUGGGCUGCGGGCGUAGAGGGUCUUGUGAGGGGUCUAGCGCUGGACCUCAAGCCGUUGCGUGUUAACAUGGUGCCUCCUGGAGCCGUGCAUACGGAGCUGUUCUCACGAUUUCCAAGCGAGCAGCUUGAGGGAUUUCUGAAGAUGCUCAAUAAUCAGUCAACGACAGGAACUGUUGGUCGGCCGGAGGAUGUGGCGGAGGCAUACCUGUAUCUAAUGAAGGACCAAUUUGUGUCUGGAAGUAUUGUCCAGACGAAUGGGGGAGCAUUGUUGGUUUAG